GCGUCAAAAAUAUUUUCAUAGAAAACUUCAAAAAAGGAGAUGAAGUUGGAGCAUCUGUUGCCAUCUAUUACGAUGGUAAUUUGGUAGUGGAUUUAUAUGGUGGAUAUGCGGAUCUCGAAAGUGGACGGGUGUAUGAUGAAAAUACUUUGCAACAC
Acaulospora colombiana is the source of this 155-nucleotide messenger RNA. The record is from the annotation of a GenBank genome assembly. NCBI's taxonomy places the organism in Eukaryota, Fungi, Glomeromycota, Glomeromycetes, Diversisporales, Acaulosporaceae.